This is a messenger RNA of Phanerochaete carnosa HHB-10118-sp, 372 nucleotides long. RefSeq lists its product as uncharacterized. The record is from RefSeq and is a predicted model, not a curated record. NCBI's taxonomy places the organism in Eukaryota, Fungi, Basidiomycota, Agaricomycetes, Polyporales, Phanerochaetaceae. The coding region runs from base 1 to 372 and encodes 123 amino acids. The transcript is spliced from 3 exons.
AUGGCCGCAGUCCUGUACUUCGAGCUCAAGCGUGGCAGGAUGCGUGCCGACAAAUUGCCCGUUAUGUCUCAAUAUCUUUGUGCUUGGGUGCACUCGUACGAACAUGCUGGGUAUGAUAUAAAUGACGUCUUCGUGCCACACCUUACAAAGCCUGGCUUCUACAAGAUUUUUGGUCGUACAGACAACCAGAUUACGCGCAGUACUGGCGAGAAGACGGAUCCCGAUCUGCUUAAGGCAGUCCUCAACCAAGGCUCGCACAUCAAAUGCGCUGUUGUGUUUGGCAGGGGAAAGUUCAACAUGGGUGUCGUCAUCAACCCAGCACCCGAGUUCGUCUUCAACCCUGCAGACAAAGAGAAGCUCAAUGAGUUCUAG